This is a messenger RNA of Anarrhichthys ocellatus (wolf-eel), 1737 nucleotides long. Its product is annotated as BTB/POZ domain-containing protein KCTD12-like. Lineage: Eukaryota; Metazoa; Chordata; Actinopteri; Perciformes; Anarhichadidae. Gene Ontology annotation, cellular component: postsynaptic membrane; presynaptic membrane; signaling receptor complex. Gene Ontology annotation, biological process: regulation of G protein-coupled receptor signaling pathway; protein homooligomerization. The transcript has a single exon. The record is from RefSeq and is a predicted model, not a curated record. Gene Ontology annotation, molecular function: protein binding. Bases 97 to 897 code for a protein of 266 amino acids.
ACAAACAUUUCCGUACAGCACGGACACUCUCAAACUAUCCGUCCUGUGUUAGGGCACCUACAGGGACACUAGCAACUGAGAAAAAGAGAGAGAGAGAUGGCACAAACCGACAGCCAAAGUUCAACUUUCCCCGAGAUUGUGGAGCUAAACGUGGGUGGGCAGGUGUAUGUGACCCGACUCGAAACUCUCACGGCGGCACCCAACUCGCUCCUGUGGACCAAGUUCACCCAGAGCUCCCCGGGCGACCUGCCGAAAGACGGAAAGGGCCGCUUCUUCUUCGACCGGGACGGCUUUCUGUUCCGCUACAUUUUGGAUUAUUUGCGGGACUCCGAGCUCUUCCUGCCCGAGUAUUUCAAAGAGAGGAGGAGGCUGCAGAAAGAAGCGGACUUCUUCCGACUGCCGGAGCUGUCGAGGCGCCUGUCGACGGUCAGCAAAGACGGCUCGUACACGGAGGACAGCGGGGAGCCGGAGGACGCCGAGCUCACCAGCCCGGUCACCUCCUCCUCCUCCUCGGACAGGACCCUGCGCUCUCCCGGGGCCAACGCCGGCUACAUCACCAUCGGGUACAGAGGCAGUUACACCAUCGGGAGGGACAUCCAGGCGGACGCGAAAUUCCGCAGGGUCGCCAGAAUCACCGUGUGCAGCAAAAUCUCUCUGGCCAAAGAGGUCUUCGGGGAAACCUUGAACGAGAGCCGCGACCCGGACCGCCCGCCCGACAAAUACACCGCCCGGUAUUACCUGAAGUAUAACUUUCUGGAGCAGGCGUUUGACCGGCUGGCCGAGGCUGGUUUCCACAUGGUGGCCUGCAACUCCACCGGGACCUGCUCAUACGGUAGCAAUGACCCGGGGGAGGACAAACUGUGGACCAGUUACACCGAGUAUGUUUUCUCCCGAUGAACGAGCUGAAAACUGCUCUCUGGGUGCAAGAGUGCAUUCAUGCAUACGACGUAUUAACCACCACUUGGAGCGCGCCUCUGCUCCAUUAGUGCUUACAUUUGAUGAACUCUCUAAACGGGCAGUUCAGCCGUGUCUAGUUUCAGUGUCUUGUGUUUGUCGUCACUCUCACGCUCUGUGCAGUGGGAUCAGCCAGAGUUGACAUUUUUUCUGCCAUUUUCUCCUCAGUCCUCCAAAGCGGAAGACUUCCUCCUAACCCAAACAUGAAUGUCAUUGGUUAGUAAGGUUUGAAGACGCAUGGCUUCUUUUUAUGUCACUGAGUCCUUAGCUCUGUUAUUUGUGUGGCCUUGUGAUUCUUUAUAGCUUUUACAGAGACUGCUUUGUUCUUGAUUAAAUGAGUGGUUACUCUCAGAAAUGUUAGGCUCUGGUUUUCUUUUGAUCCUUACCGAGCUGUGCUUGCAUCACGUUAUUGUGGAGAGGCUACUGGUGAUCCGAACACUAACUAUAGGACACUGUAAAUACUGUUCAAAUAGCCUCUUAAGUCUUUAAUUUUGGGGAUUGAUUGAUAAGUAAGACAUUAAGCUUCUUCGGUAUGAUCAUUUUAUAUUUUUAAAUUGACUUUUUUGUUGCUUAAUUUGAUUAUAUCAACUACGGUAUCACUGCUUUCAAGAUUACACAUUGGGACGUCACAAUGUUUCAUUGUUAUGUGCCAUUUAUGAGCUUAUGUCAUUGUUUGCUCUUUAGAUAUGAAGCCACAGCAAAUGAAGUGAGACAUUGUAACAUUAUACACCCCAUCGUCCCUGAGUUCACUGUGAAAAUAUAUUAAAGUUGUAUGUGUUAAUA